CGCUGCUGCAGACAUGGCAUACCCAGGCAGGCAGGGACAGCACUACCAGUACCAGCAGGGCGGCGCGCCGCCGCCGCAGAUGCCCGGCGUGCCCCAGGGCUUUGCGCCGCCGGGCUACGGGCCCCCUCAGGGCUACGGGCCUCCCCCCGGCCAGGGCUACGGCCCACCUCCUGGUCAAGGGGGCUACGGCCAGCAGGCCUACGGCGCACCACAGUCUGGACAGUACCGCGCCAAUGGUCCGCCGCUGCAGUACGGCAACCCCAGCGGGGGACCCGUCGGUCCGCCAGAGUACCAGGGCGGGCCGGUCAACUACCAGCGCCCGACGGGGCCGCAGAUGAUGGGCAACCAGCGCUACGAAUACUCGUCGAUGACGGGCAAGCGAAAGGCGCUGCUCAUUGGCAUCAACUACCACGGGACCCGAGCCGAGCUCCGAGGGUGCAUCAACGACGUGCAGAACGUGCGCCAGUUCCUCCUGCAGCGCGCGGGCUACAAGGCCGAGGACAUGGUCGUGCUCACCGAUGACCAGCGCGACCCGCGCUCGAUUCCCACGCGGCAGAACAUGACGGCCGCCAUGCACUGGCUCGUCUCGGGUGCCCAGCCGGGCGACGCCCUCUUCUUCCACUACAGCGGCCACGGUGGCCAGGCCAAAGCGACGCAGGGCGACGAGGCCGACGGCAUGAACGAGACGAUCCUGCCCCUCGACUACGAGAGGGCCGGCCAGAUGGAGGACGACGAGCUGCACAUGACCAUGGUGCGGCCGCUGCCCAUCGGCUGCCGGCUGACGGCCUUGUUUGACUCCUGCCACUCGGGCACCGCACUGGACCUGCCCUACGUCUACAGCACCUCGGGCCAGAUCAAGGAGCCCAACAUCGCCGCCGGCGUCGGCAAGGGCAUGAUGGGUGCCGCCAUGGACUACGCCCGGGGCGACGUCGGCGGCAUGGUCAAGGGCCUCUUUAGCACCAUCAAGACGGCGACGAGCACCAACUCGGCCGAGGCCGUGACGCGCGAGACGCGGUCGAGCGGCGCCGACGUCAUCAUGCUCAGCGGCUGCAAGGACAGCCAGACGAGUGCCGAUGCCACCGAGGCCGGCCGCGCGACGGGGGCGAUGAGCUGGGCCUUCCUCAAGGUCCUCUCCGAGUUCCCCCAGCUGACGUACAACCAGCUGCUGAAUGCCACGCGCGACGCCCUCGCUGCCAAGUACAGCCAGAAGCCGCAGAUGUCGAGCAGCCACCCGAUCGACAUGAACCUCCUCUUUGUCAUCUGACCCUGUCUCUCUACUCUCUCUGGCUUUGUCUCCGUCUCUAUCUCUGUCGCUAACUUUCCUUAGUCUCUGACUGUCUCUCUGUCUUUGUCUCCGUCUCUGUGUCACAGAAGAAAUGAAGAAGCUAGCCUUUGCCAAAGUG
Molecule: messenger RNA, 1403 nt
Organism: Acaromyces ingoldii
Lineage: Eukaryota; Fungi; Basidiomycota; Exobasidiomycetes; Exobasidiales; Cryptobasidiaceae
Exons: 6
Coding region: 14-1264 (416 amino acids)
Biological process (GO): proteolysis
Molecular function (GO): cysteine-type endopeptidase activity
Source: RefSeq, a predicted model, not a curated record